GAACACGUGUGGAGCUGCAUUGGUGCUGGUCCAUGCAUACAAAACUGCAAGGAAUGAGAAGCUCGCUCAUUCAUUGUUAACGCCUCGUUGAUACUCAGUCCACGGGAUUUAAGUCUCAGCAUGAGUUCGAGGUCACAGACUGCCGAGAAGUGCUGGAGUUUGAGAAUCUGACUGGGACUUCAAUAUCAAAUGUUACUUUUUAAGCAAGUUUCAGGUGUGAAGAAGUGAGUCAUUCCAUAUCAAACACCUGCAGUAUAAAUUAGUUAACCUCACUACGUACCGGACGAGACCCCCAUUCAUCUGCAUACAUUCAGCUGGAAUCAUUUGACGCGGAAAAAACACGAUGCUCUCGAUCUCCCGAUCCUGCCUCAGAGGAAUCUACAGCUGUCAUUGGAACAGUCAAAAUAGAAGACCAAACAGGGCUUGCUGCUGGCUCUCCUUUCUGUCUUUUGUGUCCAUACUUGCCCUGAUUUGGAUGUACGUUUGUUUAAUUGCCUUCAACGACCACAAUGAUGUAAACGGGCAUGCCUUCAAAACAUUAAAAAAAUGGGUGAACUGGUACAUGAUAGUGAUGGUCGUUUCUGCCGUGCUGGCCACAUACUGCCUCCUUCUACUGGUAUUUGGAUUGCUACACUUAGCAGUCAGAGAGCCCUUGGAUUUACACUGGCUGCAUAAGGUGUUUCUGUUUUUGGGUCUGCUCACUGUUACUUUAGGCACAGCUGGAUUUUGUAAAGAAUGGAUAGAGGAGUGGCAAGCUGUCUAUAUGUCAUUUCAGCUUAUCUAG
This is a messenger RNA of Sinocyclocheilus anshuiensis, 784 nucleotides long. Its product is annotated as glycerophosphoinositol inositolphosphodiesterase GDPD2-like. Gene Ontology annotation, molecular function: glycerophosphodiester phosphodiesterase activity. The coding region runs from base 344 to 784 and encodes 146 amino acids. Lineage: Eukaryota; Metazoa; Chordata; Actinopteri; Cypriniformes; Cyprinidae. Gene Ontology annotation, cellular component: plasma membrane. The transcript has 7 exons. The record is from RefSeq and is a predicted model, not a curated record.